AUGGACACAAAACAAGGCUUGUUCUCCACACUCAAAGACGACUUAAUGAAAGGUUUGUUGCCGGCGAGUGGUGGUUCUCCGAUUUCAACUUUACUCAGGCGGAGGAAGAAAGACCAUGUUCCUCCACUGGACUUGCUGUUUGCAGAAAGAUGCCACUCUAGGCCACAGGUGGAAGCAAUGUCGCCGUUGAAAGAGGGCCCUGAGGAAACAGAAUGUAGCUUCUCCGUUUCCUCCUCUUCCGAUCUCAGGCUGCUGCUUGGUGUCCUGGCUGCACCUCUGGCUCCUCUCCGUGUCAGCACCACCGAGCCCUUUCCUCACCUUGCUAUCAAAGACAUUCCCAUUGAGACAUCUUCUGCUCAGUACAUAUUGCAGCAGUACAUAGCCGCUUCCGGGGGACUGAAGCUUCAAGAUUCCAUUUACAAUGCUUAUGCAAUGGGAAACGUGAGGAUGAUUGCUUCCGAGUUUGAAACGGCUAACAAGCUUGUGAGGACACGGAACCCCUCUAAAGCCGCACAAUCCGGCGGGUUUGUCUUGUGGCAGAUGAAGCCAGACAUGUGGUAUGUGGAGCUUUCUCUUGGUGGAAGCAAGGUACAUGCUGGUUGCAAUGGAAAACUUGUGUGGCGGCACACACCAUGGCUUGGUCCUCAUUCAGCGAAAGGGCCACCUAGGCCUCUAAGGCGCGCUCUUCAGGGUCUUGAUCCGAGAACAACUGCAAGCAUGUUUAUCAAUUCAAGAUGUGUUGGAGAGAAGAAGAUAAAUGGAGAGGACUGUUUCAUUCUCAAAAUAUGUUCUGAUCCAUCCACGUUAAAAUCCCGAAGCCAAGGUUCAGCAGAGAUCAUAAGACAUGUUUUGCUUGGACACUUCAGUCAGAAAACCGGACUUCUUAUUCACUUGGAAGAUUCUCAUUUGACUCGUAUUCAGAACAACGGAGGCGAUGCUGUAUAUUGGGAGACAACAAUCAAUUCAUUUCUCGAUGAUUACAGACCCGUUGAAGGGAUUAUGAUUGCUCACUCGGGUCGUUCUCAUGUAACACUUUUCAAGUUUGGAGAAACAGCAAUGAGCCACACAAAGACUAGAAUGGAAGAAGCAUGGAUAAUUGAAGAAGUGGCUUUCAAUGUCCCUGGCCUAUCUGUGGACUGUUUCAUUCCUCCAGCUGAGCUAAGAUUUAGUUCUGUGACUGAAACCUGUGAGGACUGA
Lathyrus sativus (Indian pea) is the source of this 1197-nucleotide messenger RNA. The record is from the annotation of a GenBank genome assembly. NCBI's taxonomy places the organism in Eukaryota, Viridiplantae, Streptophyta, Magnoliopsida, Fabales, Fabaceae.